AACCGGGCGCGGCCUUUCCCCUCGGUCUAUAAAGUCACAAGAGCUCCAGUUCAAGCGAACAUUCACUCGGCGCUCUGUUCACUCAUUAAUUCACCAUGUGGCGGCUACUAAUAUUGGCAGGUCUUUUGGCGGUCUCCGCGGAAAAGGAAGCCGUCCCGGUAGCUUCGGAAAAAUCGGAAUCGUCCGGUGCCGAUGAUCUCGUAAUGCUGGAGAUCGACAUCAAGGAACCUGCUAAGAGAUCGCCGAUAACAGCCAGCGCCGUAUACGGCGCAUCCCCGAGUCAAUAUAUCAUUCGUCACGGUGACGACGCCCAAGAGUUGUCACCGGAAUAUUUGUCGCUCCUGCAACAAUACACGCAAGCUCAACCUCAGCCGUAUUCAGGACGUGCGGCAAGUCCACCUGAACGUCGACCACUUCCUGCUUAUGCCAAACAACAGCAGCAACUGCAACAGGCGUAUCAGAAUCAACGCGUUCCUGCGGUAGUCCCACCCAGACCUCGAGCUCAACUUCACUCUCAGGCCCUGGCCCAGGCUGAAGCGGCUGCUCAACUUCAGGCUCAAGCGGACGCUCAGUCCCGUGCCGAAGCACUUCAUUCGGCUAGGCUCAGGGCAAGUUCCUCCAAUGCUCCCGUCUACCAAACAGCAGGGCCAGUUUACAGCGAUCAAAAGCUCGGUACUUUUGAACAGGAAUUGCUGCAGUUGGUAGCGGCGAAUCAGGCUCAGGAAUUCAAGCUCGUUCCUGCAGUGCCCAAAAGACUUCUGAAGCAGCAGGCUUAUCCUCAGUACGCGCAGCAGUCUGCCAGCUAUCCUUCGCAGUACGUCAAGGCUGCUCCUGAACCAGCUCAGGCGCCGGAGCAAUACCAUAUCGAAACAACCGUACCAAGGUAUCACCAAGCAGCUCCUGCUUAUCAGGCUGCAGAGGAGCCUGCUCAAGUUCAAUAUCAGGCAGUCCAAGUUCCGGUUCAGGCGCCUGAGUAUCAUGCCAAACAAGUCAGGCCAUUCAGACCUUCACCGCAGUACCCCGAUGCAGAGGAGCAAGGGCAACUGAGGGCACUGCAACAGGCGCAGGCUCAGGCCGAGGCUCAGGCUAUUGCCCAGGCUCAAGCUCAAGCCGAAGCUCAUGCUCAAGCAUACCAAAAAAUUGCUCAAGCUUCCCACAACAAGCACCAGGAGGCAGCUUUCGAACAAAUCCGCCUGGUGAAUGAACGUCACAGACAACAAACUGCCUUGGAACAAAUUAAUCAAGGCGCUCAACUGAGCGAGGCCGGACGUUCUCAUUUGGAGGAACAAGCCCCGACCAAGGACCCUGAAGUUGCGUUGAAAGCCCAAUUGAAAGCACAGGCUCAGGCCGAGGUCGCCGAAGCGCGACGAGCUCAAGAGGCUGCCGAGUACAAAGCUCACGCCGAUGCCAUUCUCCACUUGCAAGCUCAGCAACAGGCUCACGUGAAGGCCCAGGAGGAGGCGCACAAGAAUGCUCUUGCCCACGAAAGAAAUCAACUUCGUGCUCAGGCUCAGGCUCAAGCCUUAGCGCAAGCUCAGGCAGAGGCAUUGUACAAAGCUCAUCAGCAGGCACGCGCCAAGGCCAACAACGAAGCUUUGACUGCCGCCAGAGCUCAAGCGGAAGCUAGAAAAAUUGAUCCCGAAAACACCCCCGUCAUUCAGUACCUUCUGCCCAACAGUGCGCCACUGCCGUCCCCUAAUAGUUACUUCACCAACGAUCAGGUGCAAAAGUAUCAAGGCGCCGGAUCCUCGUACGUUCCACGUGCAGCUCCUAAAUCUCCCGUCGCCGCGAGCAGCAACGAGGAACAGACUUACGCUCAGCCAGCAAUCAAUCAGCCACGUCAGGCACACAAACACAAAAUCCCCCAGACGUCCCAAUCGUCGAUCUACGUAACGCAGUCCGGCCAUUUGAAAAAGUCACCAGUCAAGUCAUUAACCAUCGAGGAGAUCAUCGAACAAGAUCAGCUUAACAGCCCUCAAGUGGUACGUCUACCAGCAUCCAAAGGACAACAACCGCUGACGCAGGAGGAUCUGGCCGUCCUUAUUAACGCUGGCUACUCCGUGACUCCUGUACCAGACGUCGCCAAGCCUACUCAGCAAUCCUAUACCGAGAACACUUCCGGUGGAUAUUACACGAAGAAGCAGAGAAGUCCCGUCGCUAGACCCGAGUACGAGAGCUACGAGGAGGCUGCACCGCGUCAAAGAAGACCCUUGAGGAAGCAGAGGCCUAUUUUGAAGCAGGACGAAAGCACUGUCGAUGCCAGUGAAAAAGUAACUUAUCUAGUACCCCUAGAGCCUGCUUAUGGAACCAGGCAGACACCGUUGAGACGCACCGCCGCCGCCGAGGAAUAAGUAUCGUCUUAUCGAACCAUUUCACUGGUUAGCCUGAUAAUCGUAUUGCGUUACUUCGUUCCGGAUACUACUUACGGAAUGGAAACUUCGAUUUACUCUACUCAAUGAUAUUACCUACCUACUUACUGCCUAUUACAUAGGAAAUCGCAACAUCUUCAGGAUGGAUUGGCGACUUUUUUUUUAUUAGACCUUUUUUUUAUACGAAUCCCUUUACAUAUUUUUGAUCAUUCAUGCUGCAUGGAAAAUCAUCGAAGGAACCGACGCCUGUGCAGAUCCUACGACCGAAGGGAGUCAGCCGUUAGAUUUUGCUGAAUAAUUCAUUUUCAUGGAUCCUUUAUACAUUAAAUGUUUUUUUCUUCCCCAUGUUGGUUCAAUCGAUUUUUAUACCUUGUAUUUUUAUUCGCUUUUUAGCAUAAUGACUUAAGGAAAGUAUCGAAUCCCAAGAUGGCCGAUUUUAGCAUAUUUAGUAUCGGUGCUCGCGACGCUCACGUCGUCUCUGCGUGACGUCAAUGCAAUGGCGUUCGAACCGAUUAAUUAUUAAUUUAUAAUCGUUUGUAAAUAUUAGAAACUAAAGGAAAUAAAAUUGUU
Messenger RNA from Cephus cinctus (wheat stem sawfly), 2939 nucleotides. Its product is annotated as mediator of RNA polymerase II transcription subunit 15. Lineage: Eukaryota; Metazoa; Arthropoda; Insecta; Hymenoptera; Cephidae. The record is from RefSeq and is a predicted model, not a curated record. The transcript has 3 exons. The coding region runs from base 96 to 2351 and encodes 751 amino acids.